Messenger RNA from Symbiodinium sp. CCMP2592, 468 nucleotides. The record is from the annotation of a GenBank genome assembly. Lineage: Eukaryota; Dinophyceae; Suessiales; Symbiodiniaceae.
AUGGGCAAGUGGUGGAAGGCAGUGGAGGCCUUGGACGAGAUGAUGGAACACAACAUGGCCCCCCUUCGUAUCGGUGCGGAGCAUGCUCUCAUGGCAUGCGAGCAGGGUGCGAAGUGGGAGAAGGCACUCAACCUCCUGGACCAGCUUUGGGAGUAUAGCAUUGUGCCCAACGAGGACAACUACAUGCCGGCGAUUAGAGCCUGCGAGAACGCCGGCAUGUUCGAGGCUGGCGACUCCCUGUUUUGGAAAAUGAGACAGCACACAAAGCUCAUGAACGUUGCCGAGGAGAUGGGCGUGAACCCGGCGAGGGAGCCCCCGAAGGCAAAGCCGGCCCUUUGGCGCAUUCCGGGGUCCGUUGACCCAAAGGCUUACGAUCCUCCGAACCUGACUGCUUCUUUCGAGCGGAAAGCCAGGAGGAAGAGGAAGAUGCCGCAGCUGCCCCCGGGGCGUCCCAAAGUGUGGGGUUAA